UUGUAUAUACCCCACUAAUUUUGCAUUGUUCAUAGCACAGGUUGCAUAAAUGUGAUUUUGUUAACCGAUUGAUUAUGAUUUUAAUUCUGACAUUGGAUUUGUACUUAAGCUACAAACAUGACAGACACACAAGAAAAURCUUCAAUAUCUAGAGUGAUGAGGUGGAUCAAGAAGUAUUUCUGGGAAGGUCAAUCACUCAGUAAAAGACAUGARGAAGAAACCAAAAGAAUAGGAGACAAUGCCCCGUGGCACCGUAUUGUCAUGGUGAAGUAUCGCCGUGUUGUGGCAAUGAUUAUACCUGCACUAUUCUUCCAUUUCUGGUGGUGGGGAAUUUUCAUUAAGUACAAUCUAUGGCAUUUAUUUAAAGAGAAAUAUUUUAUGAGUAUUACUAUGGUAUUUGCAUCAAUGAUUGCAGGUAUGACCAGCGAAGGUGGAGGUGCUGUGGCGUAUCCAGUAAUGACCUUGGCCUUCAAUAUUAAGCCAAGUGUAGCCAGAGACUUCUCUCUAAUCAUUCAGUCAUGUGGCAUGUCAGCGGCUGCCUUUACUAUUUUGUUUAUGAAAGUAAAGGUCGAGUGGUUUUCCCUUAUUUUUUGUUCUCUCGGUGGCGUUGCUGGGGUGAUUUUUGGACUACAUGUGAUAGACCCCGCACUUACCCCACCCUACAAAAAGAUGGCCUUCGUUUGCAUAUGGUUUACAUUUGCCUUUGCUCUGUUCCUUCUUAAUCGCUACAGAAAGAGAACCACCUACAGACGUAUCCCUGACUUCAAGGUCUGGAAGGCUCUCGUCUUAAUCGUGACUGGCAUUGUUGGGGGUAUGUUUUCGGCGUUUGCUGGCAGUGGACUCGAUAUUUGUAGCUUCAGUGUCCUUACGUUGUUGUUUCGAGUAUCAGAAAAGACAGCCACUCCAACAUCAAUUCAGGGGGUGUCAACUGAGGCGUGGGAGUUUGUUGGUGUUUGCGUACCUAUUGUCGUGGUUGGAGCUCCUUUUGGAUCGGUAAUAGGCACUCAUUUCCACCGCCUUGUUCUCGCGUCAUUUAUCUACAUAAUAGAUAUCGUUGCCCUUGUCAGCGCAUUUUGCCUAGUGCCCCUUACACCAUGGAUAAUUGGAACYUCAGUUAUCAUUAUCGUAUUUGGUUUUGUUCUWUUCUUUGUUUUGACAAAGAUCGGCGAGAGGCUAAUGAUAUAUGUUGAAUGGAAAGACGAGGAAGAGGAACAAGAAUGUAGCACCGGGCCUGAUCAUGCCAAUGGCGUCGUUGUUAACACAAACAUAGAUGCUGAAUCGGCAUUCCAGCCUGGCAGUGACACAAUUUCCAAUCAAAUGAUUGACAUUAAGUAAUACACUGAAAACUGUGAAAUAGUUAAUAGUCUAGCAGUUGGAUGGCUUUUUUUAUUGUUGCUAUUAAUUGAUUGCUUCAAAUGAGUAUAAAGUUGAUUAUGCACUAAAUACGUGAAAGAAUAGUGACAUAAAAUUAUUACAACUAACUAAAUAAAAUAGCAUUGAUUUGACGAUGAAAAGAACAAAUGUAUCAUAACUUAGUGCUAUUUUGUAAAUUACGGCUUAUUUCAAAAAAAACUUUUGUCGUCGCCAGGACACAGUCCACAGACUUGAACCUGCAAAGAAUU
This is a messenger RNA of Exaiptasia diaphana, 1622 nucleotides long. RefSeq lists its product as uncharacterized. Gene Ontology annotation, cellular component: membrane. Lineage: Eukaryota; Metazoa; Cnidaria; Anthozoa; Actiniaria; Aiptasiidae. The record is from RefSeq and is a predicted model, not a curated record. The transcript is spliced from 5 exons. The coding region runs from base 118 to 1335 and encodes 405 amino acids.